Messenger RNA from Rosa rugosa (rugosa rose), 648 nucleotides. Its product is annotated as probable xyloglucan endotransglucosylase/hydrolase protein 27. The transcript has a single exon. Bases 1 to 648 code for a protein of 215 amino acids. The record is from RefSeq and is a predicted model, not a curated record. Gene Ontology annotation, molecular function: hydrolase activity, hydrolyzing O-glycosyl compounds. Lineage: Eukaryota; Viridiplantae; Streptophyta; Magnoliopsida; Rosales; Rosaceae. Gene Ontology annotation, biological process: carbohydrate metabolic process.
AUGGCAGACCCAGGACUCCACCCAGAGACUCCCAUUCACCACAAAACCCAACCCCUCAAGCAAAUCGCCAUAGACUACACCCCAGACGCCUGCACACACUGUGCCGACUCCAACACCAUCACUGUCACCUUCGACCACCGCGGCGGCGCAAGGUGGCGCACCCCCACCCGGUUCCUCUACGGCACCUUCAGCUCCCUCAUCCAGUGCGCACGUGGCAACACCAGCGGCCUCAACUUCAACCUCUACCUCUCCUCCCUAGAAGGCGACAAGUCCCAGGACGAGAUCGACUUCGAGUUUCUUGGUAAGGACAUGACCAUUGUCCAGACCAACUACUACACUGAAGGCACUGGAAACAAAGAAGAGAUCCAUGACCUAGGUUUCAACUGUUCCGAAGGGUUUCAUGAGUAUGUGAUCAAGUGGAGUAAGGAUCUGAUCGAGUGGUUCAUAGAUGGGAAAAUGGUGAGGAGGGUUGAGAGAAAAGAGGGUGAGGGUUUUCCGAAUAAGCCUAUGUAUUUGUAUUCUUCAGUGUGGGAUGCUAGCUAUAUUGACGAGGGGAGGUGGACUGGGAAGUACGUUGGGUGCGAUGUGCCUUAUGUUUGUGUGUAUAAGGAUAUUCAUGUCCCUGCUGAGAGUGCUGUGGAGGGUUAA